AUGGAUUUACAAAACAGAGCAGAGAAUAAUGAUCAAUUUCGCUGGUGUCAAGCCCCAGAUUGCACUUGGCAACGCGAUAUCGACGAGGCUGAACGCUUCUACGCAACCUUUUGCAGAAAGCCAGAUGACCCGGAUGCCGCGUCUUUCCCUGUCACUUGUCAUGCUUCAUUUUCUGUCCCCAUUUCUGAGGCCGGCGGAUCAUAUGAAGCAACAGCCGAGAAGAUCACGGACGCGCUUCGUACUGCUUGGCUUGCGCUCUGUCACGAGUCCCCAACACUCGCCUCAUGGAUCCAGUAUGACUCAUCGGCAGGUGCUUGGAAAAGGAUGUAUGCGCCUUUGAAUGGCUCUGAAGAUUCUUCAACUGUGUCCGCUUGGCUGUCCCAGACUUUCAAGCAAGUCAGUCUAGAUACCAACGCCGAAUGGUUCAACCUGAACCCACCAGUCUUCAAGUUUGCUACAUUGUUCGUGGUAGUCUCCCCUUCCGAUCAGGAUGAUUUGGUCCAUAGAAAAGUGUACUUGCGUUGCCCCCACGACUUGGUUGAUGGAAUGGGUAUACUGCAUUUAACUCAUCGCUUCUUUGUAUUGGCCAACGAGAGUUACCAAGGAGGGGCUUUAAACACGAGAUGGGAUGGGCAUGAAGCUGCAUAUCUUUCGCCACCUCUGAGCACUGCGAUUGGAAUCCAAGGCCAACCUACUGAUGCGCAGCGUCAAGCCUAUAAUGAUCUUAUGGCAAGAAAUGCUACACUCCAGACAGAAAAACCGCUGCUCGGCCUGAUGCUUAGCGAUAAUCCCGGGCGGGCCGACCGCAUUCAACGCAUUUCCUUCUCACUCCCAAAGAGCUUGACUGCCGAACUGGUCAAAAAGUCCAAGCUUCAAAGCAUCACAAUAACCCAUCUAGUCAGCGCAGCCCUUACUCUGGCGUUGCGUGACCUCCAGUCUUUCCCGCCAGGAACUCUAGGAGUGAGGUACUGCAAUCAGUCCAUCGUAAAUCUCCGUGGCCUCUGUCUCCCGUCCCAAGAUCCAUUAGCCGUCGGAAACUACCAUAUGAUUGCGGCUCAAUCAAUGGCGAUUGACCUAUCACCCACCUUGUGCCACAACACUAACAAUGGCAGCGAAGAAGAAUUGAUUUCAGUCGCAAAACAAUUCCGAGAUUAUUACGCCGCCAUUCGUCCAGUAUCUAAGCCUAUGGACCAAGAUCUUCUUUCGUUCAUUCCCAUGACCUGGGACUUGUUCACGCCAAAGCCGACGACACAGCCUCCGCCUCAACAGCAGGUCGCCUCCGUAGCUAUCUCGUCACUUGGAAACAUUUCCAACAUUGUGAAAACUGAAUACGGCGCGUUUUCGCUGACGGCCGCCUGGGUCGCUGGUGAAACACUGGGAACGGGCAUCAGCACCUUCAUUCAGACCUUUGCAGGCGAGCUGGGGUUCUCGACUAUUUUCAACUUGGCCUUUCACCAGCAAGAGCGCAUUGAGACGCUUCAGGAGCUAGUCUUGAAGAAGUUGACGGAACUAUCCCAGCGACUCUAA
This is a messenger RNA of Clonostachys rhizophaga, 1527 nucleotides long. NCBI's taxonomy places the organism in Eukaryota, Fungi, Ascomycota, Sordariomycetes, Hypocreales, Bionectriaceae. The record is from the annotation of a GenBank genome assembly.